Messenger RNA from Hermetia illucens (black soldier fly), 4697 nucleotides. RefSeq lists its product as uncharacterized. The coding region runs from base 776 to 3574 and encodes 932 amino acids. The record is from RefSeq and is a predicted model, not a curated record. Gene Ontology annotation, cellular component: PcG protein complex; nucleus; transcription regulator complex. The transcript is spliced from 6 exons. Gene Ontology annotation, biological process: regulation of transcription by RNA polymerase II. NCBI's taxonomy places the organism in Eukaryota, Metazoa, Arthropoda, Insecta, Diptera, Stratiomyidae. Gene Ontology annotation, molecular function: RNA polymerase II cis-regulatory region sequence-specific DNA binding; DNA-binding transcription factor activity, RNA polymerase II-specific.
CAAUGGACUAAAUGAUUGUGGGGUAGAACUACUGUCAGAUUCUCGGAAAUUAUCUAAAGUACACAGAUAUCUGAAUGCCUUCUAUAACCGCGACGCCUCCUAUUCGAGCUUCCCAAGUUGAUCGUGUAAUUUGGUCCCAUCGUCCACUCCAUUAGCAUCCAGUGCCCUUAACCAUAACCUCGGGGCUGUGCAACGCAAAGGUGUAUAUAGUGCAACGGCAUUUAUUACGUGCACAGCGGACUUUAAUCGUUUUUGGUCACAUCAUUAAUUCACCAGGAAGAUUCGUCAGAUACGUCUUUCGGCUCACUUACAUUGUUCGUGAGUGGCGGAGUCGUGGGAGUAUGCGCAGUGGGAUUCCCUUCAGAUGCUGACUCUGAGCACCGAAGGGUUUUGUGAGCUAGAUUGAGAGAACUUCACUGGUCCGCCGAAACACAUCCAACAGCGAAAAGAGUGUAUUCCGGUAAAGCAGAGACAACUGAUUCUCGAGCUGCUUCCAUUCUCAUCACAUGGGAAACGGGGUGCAAUCGCACGGCUGGAGGGUGUCUGUUUUUUGCUCGACUCUCGCCGCCACAGUCGGUGUGUCCGAGAUUGAUUUGUACGUCGAAAAUUCCGAUGUGUAUGCGUGACGGUAUUAUUUUUCCACUUCGGUGACAUUGGCACAUCCAAAAUUUAUCUUACCGAAAAGUUAAAAUUUAUCCGGGAAGUUCGCUAGUCGCGUUCCAAUUGAACCCAAUCCGCGAAGCGAUUUCACAUUUUUCGCAACCCGACAAUUACCAUGUCUCUGGAAUACUCAAUUCUGAACAAACCAUUACUUGCACGAGCACAUGAAGCAAAUGGAAUCACUUCCCUGAUAAGUACAAUAUUGUCGCCAUCGCAGUCGUCGAAUUGCAGCGGAACGGACAGUGAGGUAGUCGGGACUACUGCAUCCGAAAGUGAUUCCGGCCUGGCGCUAACCAAUUCAUCGAGCAGUUCAAAUGGUGGAGAGCCGCAGAUACUGGCGCGGUACAGAUGCAAUUACGAAAAUUGCACACGAAGUUACAGUACCAUUGGGAACCUGCGAACGCAUCUGAAGACACACAGAGGUGAAUAUCGAUUUAAGUGCACGGAGGACGGGUGUGGCAAAGCAUUUCUAACGUCCUACAGUUUGAAAAUACACAUUCGGGUACAUACGAAAGUGAAACCCUAUGAGUGCGCCGUAUGUGGAAAGGCUUUUAAUACGCGAUACAGAUUGCGUGCUCAUUUGAGACUCCAUAAUGGGGAAACGUUCAAUUGCAGUGAAUGCCAAAAAUUCUUCACAACCCUCAGCGACUUGAAAAAGCACACGCGCACCCACACUCAAGAGCGUCCUUAUAAGUGUCGCCAAGAUGGUUGUGGAAAAGCAUUUACAGCAUCACAUCAUCUAAAAACUCAUACAAGGACUCAUACCGGUGAACGUCCUUAUCCGUGUCAGGAAAACAGCUGUCUUAAAGCUUUCAGCACGUCGCAUAGUUUAAAAUCACACACGAAAACACACUUCAAACAAUCAAGCAGAAAGAACAAACAAUCGGCCCAAGGAAGCUUCUCUCAAAGCGAAAGUGAAAAUAGCAAUGAUACGAAAGAUUUAAAAGCGGAUGAUAUUAGUACAGAAACAGAAGAUUCAUACAAAAGUGACCAACUAUCCUCAGAAAAAAUCGACGUUAGCAGCUUGAUUUUUUCGGAAAACAACGACUCUGCCGUUAUCAUAAAACAAGAGGAUGGAAAGUCCGCGUUUGCAGGCUUGAAUAACAUUACAGGAACAGAAAGUUUCAUAAACAGUCAUUUGGCAGAUGAAAGCUUUAUGAAUCCUAGUGAGAUAUCGCCCACAACAGAAGCUCUAAAAGUUACUAACAUGAAGCAAGAACCAAUGGAUUUUGUUCAAUCAGAAGAUAAUAUUGCUUACGAAACUUCGAUGAAUUUACAACCAAUGAUCGUUGAAACUCAAUUGAGCGAAACAACACACACGUUCCAGGCAAAUCUUCCCUCCGUUGAUCAAGCUGCAAAUGUGCCUUCUAAUUUGAUUCUAAAUGCCAUCAACGCAGAGAAUGUAAACUACCUCAAUAUUAGCAACAUAACUGCCACGGCCGCAAAUAUUAUGAAUGUAAACAACGGGCAACAAUCCGCGGAAUGUGUAGAAAACCCAUUAACCAAUCAUCUGCCGCCCACUGCGACUUACAACCCUCCGAUCAUGCCUUUGGAGCCAAUGAUAGUUGAACGACAAACGCAAUUGCCAGAAACUUCGCAAGCACUACAACUGGCUAUGGCAUCAGAAGUUGAAAUUCCAACACCAUGGUUCGAUGUAGCAGUGUUGGCUUCAAAGCCGUUGAUUCCCACUGCUCCAGUGACCCCCGCCUGUGUUGCACUUCCAACUGAAAUCACAACAUUUGUCAAUUUACAAGCGAAUACGGGCACUCCUGAAAAUGACUAUAUUUCUCCUAACCCCGUUCCAGCAAAUGUAGACGUUACUCAAAAUUUCCCGGUACAAGAAACAACUAAUGAAUCAAUUGAGAAUGAAUUUAGACAAAGUUACUACGAUAUAUUUGCUUCCUUAGGGUCCAGUCCAUCAUCUUCGCAGUCAAUUUUGCAAGGAGUUAGCACGAAUGAAGUAUUCAACAACGACGAUGCAAACAUUGAUGAUUUAUUGAACGAGGGAACCGGAUAUACCGCAGGAUCACAGGACAUAGAAACAGAGUCAUUGCUGAAUGAAUUGCUUCUGACAAUCGAUAAUGCCCAUAAAAACUGUCAACACACUGUACAAAAUGGACAGAGCGAAACACCAACUGCAAGAGGCCCCACUCCCCUUGCUGAAAAGCAAAUCGUUCCGAAUGUAAGCACACCCGCGAGAAGCUCGAGUGCUGUUUCUGGACAACAAAAUUCUCCUAAAACAUUAAAAGAUAUUACAGCAGAAGCAGACAUAUGUCGAUGUACGAAUUGCAAGUGCGACAAGGAAAUGGGUUGUGUGGGUGGCUGCAAUCAAAGUAAUCCAUGCACAAAGUCUAAAAUCCAACAACAGAAGAAUCAACCAUUCAAAGUCCCUCCACGGAAAGUGCAACGAUCAACUUCUUCUUCGUGCUGUAAAAAGAGGGCAUCUCCAACACCAAAGAAAGUCACAAGCUCUUGUUCUUGUAAUAUGCCCACGCAAGAGCGGGUAUCAUCGCCUGUAUGUUGCGGUCAAAUAGAGGAAGUCACCUGUUGCAAUUCGGAAGCAGAAAUUCCUCCGAAAAGCUCAGCCGAACGAAAAAUCGAUGACGUGGCCGCUUUGUUAGAAAACAUAGUAUCCUCAACAGAGUCUCCUUGCUGUAAAACUCCAGCUGAACCACCUAAAAGAGAGAGGGAACCUCAUGUACAUCGAAGUUGCGGUCCUGCAGUUAGCAAUAGUUCAGCGAAAUCAACAACAAAACGAAGUGGCGGUGCGUGUACGUGCAAAAGUCCCAUGGAGGGUGUUGCAAACGGUUGUUGCGUUGUGAUUUGCUUAAAAACGUUAGAGGCUUUGAAAAAUGUGCUGACCAGAAGAAGCAUCAAUUUGAUUCGGUGCUCCGGAGCCGGGGGUGUUGCUUGAUUGUUUAGGUUGCAACUGAAUACCGGAAUUCUUGCUGUAUGUUUUCAACUUCGGAUGCACACAAUUUAGUAUUAUUCAGAUAGUGUGCUUUUUGGUGUGAAGCAGAAGGCAUAAUUCGUCAUAAAUGGUGCCUUGGUCUACAUAGAAAAGAACCUUCAAGUCAACAAACAAGAUAAGCUUACCUCCAAUUAAAAAUUAUUUAAUAUUCAAAAGUACGGGGUCUGUCCAAAAAGUAUCCAACAUGCAUAUCUCGUAGCGUGCUAGCAUUAUUCUACCUCAUCGGGCUGGUGGUGUAUCCACUUCCUAAAGCAGUCCUGAAAUUGAGUUUUUGGAAUUUACCAUCGAACCUGUGUCUUUUGAGCGGUAUUUUUUUUCAAAUUUGGAACUAACUAAAAGUAAUAGGGAAGGGAACCCAAUUGUUUUAUAAUUUCGAUGUAAUAUUCCUUAUUAAUAGUCUGGUCCCUCGGUUCAUAUUUGUGAUGCACAAUGCCUUCAUAUUUAAAAAAAAAAACAAUCAGCAUUGUUCCGUGGUUUUUCUUCGGUCGUGUUUCAGAAGGUUCGACUGUAAAGGCUGAACCCAGGAUUCAUUGCCAAUAAUAAUCUUUUAAUAUCUUCAUGAUAAAAAACGUAACUUUUUCCCCUCCUACAAUUUGUUUUAUUUGCUCAUAUACACGUAUUUCGGGAGCUUCGCAGUCCAUUCGUCAGUGCUUUAGCUAAUAAAUUAUUGGCCGGGAAACGUGGGCUGCAGGGUGGGAGAGCUGCUUUCUUUCAUGAAUUUUACGGGCUGACUCUGAAGAUCCGAGCCGGCUGGACUUUGCCUCCCUGCUUCCAUAGCAACAGACACGGUCUUAGGAGUUUGUGGCAUCAUAACGGCGAACCAAAGCGCUAAUUGGGCUCCUCAGAGCGGGCACUGAUACCUACCUACCUACCUGUCACUGCUGAUCUAACCGUAUUGGACUGUCGUCUUUCACCAUAUCCUUGUUUUGGGUACUCUUGAAACGUCAUAAUGAGUCGUUUUGUCUGUCCUAUAUAAAUUAGCAGUUACUGCAACUUAGUUUGCAUACGCAUCAUCUGCAACUGAGUAUUUUUAUGUAAAAUUUUUCCAUAAAUGUUUUUAAUAACA